Molecule: messenger RNA, 2615 nt
Organism: Caenorhabditis angaria
Lineage: Eukaryota; Metazoa; Nematoda; Chromadorea; Rhabditida; Rhabditidae
Source: the annotation of a GenBank genome assembly
AUGUCCACACAAGAUUCCACGUCACCUACAGUAAUCCAGGCGCCAAAACCAUUACCCGCUCAAUUUGUGACCGCCAAACAUCCGGAUGAGGAGACGACCGCGACGCAAGCCGCGCCGCAACAACUUGAGCGCGUACCGUAUCCUGUUGCUACUACACCUACAGUACCUCAGGAGGUGAUUGUGGCGCCCAAAAAAAUGGCUUUGGCACCAUCGGCCAAUAAGAAUUAUAAACAGAAGAGGACGUUUAAGGUGAGUGGGAUUUUUGGAUUACUGUAGAGGUUUUUGGCGCCAAAUUAAUUAGAUUCAAAAAAUUAUCUGAAAAGUUUAUCAUUUUAUACAAAAAAAAAUUUCACUAGUUACAAGAUAAUGAAAAAUCCAAAUCUUUUCAAAUGUUUUUUUUUUUGAAAAUCAGAAAAAUAUCGGAAAACACAUUGCAAUAAGCAAGAUAAGAGAAUAUAAAACAAACGCAACUGUAAUUAUAAUUUUUGCCAAAGUUUUCAAAAAUUCCACAAUCACAUUUUGAGGAGAUACGAAAUUUUGAGUAGAGUUGGACGAAGUCGAAAUCUGCAAAUUCGAAAAAAAACUAGAAAGCUAUCCUCUCAAAAAUUUACCUCAUUUUCGAAAAUUGGAGCAGCCGAAAUUCCCAGAAUUAUUAGAAAAAUAAUAGGAAAAAUGUUCAUUUUUCGAAUUUUCUUCGUUGAAGAAAACAAGGGGAAUAAUAGUUCAAAUGAACGAUAUUUAUAGUAUAAAAUGAGUCAUGAGUUAGAGAUUUGGAGGGAGCAGAGAAAUCAUAUCUCUGCGUCUCUUAAAUUUAUCUCUCGUCGUGUUGAAUUUUGAGAGACGCAGAGAAAAAUGGAGGAUUUUCAGCACCGAAAAUCCCAAUUUUUGCAGGUUAUAAUUGUGGGAGACGCUGGAGUUGGCAAAACUUGUCUAUCUUUUCGGUUUUGUUGCGGCAAAUUUCCCGAACACACAGAAGCCACAAUUGGAGUCGAUUUUCGCGAAAGAAGUUGUGUUAUUGAAAAUGAGCUGUUAAAAGUGGGUGGUUUUGAGGAACUGGGAAGGUUGGGUGGGAAAUUUGGGUUUUUUUUUUGUUAUUUGGUGAAUUGUGACCUAAAAUUUAUGAAAUUUUUAUAUUCGCGGGGUGAAUCUCAUUUCCAAACGGACAAUACCGGAUUUUGUGAAAAAAGCUUGUGAAAAAUGAACAAUUUUGACCUAAAAUUUGAAAACAAUCAUGAAAAAAAAUCGAUUUUUCUUUCGAAAAUCAAAGAAAAUCGAUAUUUUUGAUGGAAAAUUUACCCGAAAUUGGCAAAAAUUGGAUUUUGUGAGAUCAUAAAAGCCUAGGCGAAAAUUAGACCACUCCCACUUUUUUGAAGCCAAACAGACUUUUUUUUGGAAUCUAAAGUUUACAGUAAACCUGAAUUUUUAGCUUAAAAUGUCAGAAUUUCAGAAAUUUUGGGCUAAAAAAAUCUAGACUCCAAAAACCGAUAUUUUUUGGUUUCUAGGUAAAAAAAUCACAAAUUUUCCAAAUCUUACAUCAAAAAAUUCCCGAAAUUAAUUCCAGGUUCAACUUUGGGAUACAGCAGGCCAAGAGAGAUAUCGUCAAUCAAUAGUUGCACAUUAUUAUCGAAACGUAAAUGCGACAGUUUUUGUCUAUGACGUCACAAAUCGUGAAUCAUUUCAAAGUUUAAAUGCAUGGAUUCGUGAAUGUGAAAAACACGGACUAACUUCGGAUUCCAAUUCGCCGCGAAUUUUAAUCGGAAAUAAAUGCGAUUUGGAAAAUGGCCAAGAGAAAGUGUCAAUGGAUGAAGCGCAGAUAUUUGCCGAUCAAAAUAAUAUGGCACUUUUUGAGACAUCAGCCAAAUCGCAAAGUGAAGCCGAUCAUGUUGAAUCGAUUUUUUUGACACUUUUGCACAAAUUACAACAGAGUAAACCGAUGCAUGUGCAAACUGUUGAUGAAAGACAGAAAAGUGUGAGUUUUUGACGGGGAUUUUUUGGGAAAUUUUGAACACUGAGCUUUUUUUGAGCCAAAACUGGGAUUUUUGAGCUCUGGAGCUCUAUUUUGAGCCGAAAAAUGUACAUUUCGAGCAGUUUUUGAGCUCAGGAACUCAAAAAUUAACAGUUUUAGCUUAAAAAAUCAGCAGUGGAGCAAAAAAAAGCUCAUUUUUGGGAUUUCACAUUGAAAUUUGAAAGUUUGAGCAUUUUUCAACUGAAAAUCUGAAUUUUUGAAUCCUGAGCUCUUUUCGGAGCCAAAACUGGGAUUUUUGAGCCAAAAAUGUGAAAUUUUGAGCAGUUUUUAGCCCAGCUGCUCAAAAGAUACAAAAUUUUCGUGAAAAAUGCUAAUUUUUGAGCCUUGGAACUGAAAAAUUACGAAAUCAACAUAAAAAUGCACAUUUUUGACUGAAAAUAGAGGCCCUGGAGCUUAAGUGAGGCUUUCUUUAAAACUAGACCUUUUUUGAGCUAUAAAUAUGAAAUUUGGAGAAUUUUUGAGCUCUAAAGCCCCAAAUUUUAUUAAUUUUUCACCCGAAAAACCUCUCAUUUUCCUCUAGGAACAAGAUCGUCUAAUUCUGAAAGCCAGUGAAGCUGCAAAACUUGAAGAAGAAGGAUUUUGCUGCUGA